This is a messenger RNA of Bactrocera dorsalis (oriental fruit fly), 1239 nucleotides long. RefSeq lists its product as uncharacterized. The transcript has a single exon. Bases 97 to 720 code for a protein of 207 amino acids. NCBI's taxonomy places the organism in Eukaryota, Metazoa, Arthropoda, Insecta, Diptera, Tephritidae. The record is from RefSeq and is a predicted model, not a curated record.
GACCAAAAUGACUGGGCGUACCUACGUACAGGAACUAUAGGUUCUCGAUUUAAAGACUGUGCAGCUCUACUAACGUAUAAUUAUGCAUCAUCACUAAUGGGCCUAGUUAAUCAAGGAGACUUAUUGCUUUGGAUUUUCGAUAAAACUUUGGCAGACGAAGCCAUGAGAAUAUUCAAAGAUGGAGAGGAAUAUGGGUCUCAAUAUUCUUACUUCCCUUACCAAGUGGACUUUGGAUUGUGUACACGCAGUGCGUACUCCGCAAGGAUGAAUCCGGCCCUACAUUGCUUCGGAAAUAUAAUUGGGGCCAUGAUGACCCAAGUAAGAAGCUUUAAUGCACGGAUGAUUUUGCAAGCGAACGUAAAGGAUGUGAUAUCCAAUGCGCAACUUGUAGGAUUCGUAUUCGCCACAAGGUCGGAACGCAAUAUCCAAUUCUUACGAAGUGAUGAUCCUAACUUGGAUCAAGGACAUGAAGAAUACGGCAAACAGAAAAAAUUGGAUUCUGAGGGUGAUGACUUAGAUGAAGAAGAAGACCCUAAUCAAUUAAUUCCACCAACUGGAAGAGAACCUCUUGAUUGGUUCAAUUGGUAUGAUCAGGUAAAUGGGAAACCGAGUAAAGAGAUGCGUAAAUUCUUUAAACAAGUACAGGACAGCAUACAAAAUGUGAGACCGGGAUCGAUCGGUGAAGUAUGCAAAGGACCUCUAUUCUUGCAAGAUGCAUAACAGAUGAUAGACAAUAUAACACAUGAAAAAAAAAAAAAAAAAAUUAGGCGCUGGCUUGGUUUAUAUUUCAACAGAAAGAAACAGAAGAAAAUGAAAAUUCAGUCUUAAGUCACCAUCUAACAAAUAAAGACGCACUCAAAUCUUAAAUCAUUUUGAGUUUUUAUUUUUAUUUUUAUGGCAUAGGGUCAUAAUUACUUACGUAAGUAUAUAAACUAAAAUAUUAUUGACCAGCCAGAUAUAUUGCGAUAUCGGCUAAAACAAUCAAAAAAUGUUCUUUUUUCUUCAGAUUCGACCAAAAUGACUGGGCGUACCUACGUACAGGAACUAUAGGUUCUCGAUUUAAAGACUGUGCAGCUCUACUAACGUAUAAUUAUGCAUCAUCACUGAUGGGCCUAGUUAAUCAAGGAGACUUAUUGCUUUGGAUCUUCGAUAAAACUUUGGCAGACGAAGCCAUGAGAAUAUUCAAAGAUGGAGAGGAAUAUGGGUCUCAAUAUUCUUACUUCCCUUACCAAGUGGACU